Paramuricea clavata is the source of this 15937-nucleotide messenger RNA. NCBI's taxonomy places the organism in Eukaryota, Metazoa, Cnidaria, Anthozoa, Malacalcyonacea, Plexauridae. The record is from the annotation of a GenBank genome assembly.
AUAUUUCACGGUAAGGUCUACUUUAGACACAAAUUUAAUUAACAAGCUCGGUGCGAGCGGAACAUUUUAUAGUUUUCCUCUAGGCUGUGACUGUAACGAAUCUGGCGAACUCGAAUGUGUCGAAUCACGCCAGCAAAAACGAAACUGGCGCGUGGCUUGAGAGAAGUAAGUCUAAUGUAGACCCUUUCAAAUAUUGGAACUCUGCGGUUUUUCCAUAGCAGGAGUAUCCGAAGAAAACCAAUUUUCGAUUUAAUUGUUCGUACGGAUAUUAAAAUCCCUGAUGUGUUUUCAAAAAAAUCUGGAAAUGUAUUUCAGCACUAAAAUUUCCCGGCUUGUUUGCAUUGAUACAAAGGUGGGCGAAAACUAUUCUAGGAGCGGUAUACUGCUAAUAAAUUGAUCGACAUACUUGUAUAAUAUCAUCUAUAUUGUGUUGUUUAAAGUAAUAUACGGAGUGUCUCAAAAAAAUGCAGUAGUUAUGAUUUUUAAUUUUUAAUCAGCUGACUGUUAAUGUAGGAGUCUAAGAGACUAUUUUGACCCUAAGAUUAUUAUAUUUUAAGUACUAUUUACAACAUGAAGCCGAAGGCGAGAGUUUGUAUAUCCGAUACAACACGGACGCAAAUGUUGUAAAUGACUUAAAAAACGACUCAUCCUAUGAGUUCAUUGGCGAAGUAAUUUUAAAAAUAAAAGUUGUCUAAGCCGAGAAAAUCAAAGUUAAAGUUUAUGUAAAUGAACAUGAAUCUGUAUCACAUAUACAGAUACGACACGCUUAUGAUUUUUCUUUGUGUUUUUCAUGAAUUAUUAAUGUUUUUUAAUAUUACUAUUAAAAUAGUCUAUGGUCCAUGUUAUGAAUAUAUAUUAACUAGGGUACCUACAAAGAAGAGAUUGCUGCGGGCAUUAAUAUACAAAUAAUGAAUGUUUAUGAGUGCAAUGCCAAUGGUAAGAAUAUUUUCAUGAGGUGAAAGAUGGAAUGUUCCAUUCAAAGAGGCGACAACCGAGUUGAAUGGAACAUUCCAUCUUUCACCAAAUGAAAAUAUUCUUACCAUUGCACAAAUAAAAACAUUCAUAUUUGUUUUACAUAAUACCAAAAUAUUAAAAGGUUUACUGUAAAUCGUCCCGCCAUUUUGACGAGUCGUACUUACAUUAAAUCCCCAUUUACUAAGUUUCGGAUAUCGUAAAAAUAAGAAAUGGCUGAAUGAAGCCCAAGCGAGCAUAAACAAUCUCGAGGAGACAAACCAGAAACUUCGAGACAGUGUAAUUGAUCUCAAAACCAGAUCUAUACGGGAUAACUUAUUAUUCUUCAAUACACCAAAAGAAGAAAAUGAGGACACUAUACAAAGAUGAUACAUAAAUUAUUGAAAGAAAAAUUAGAAAUUCAAAACGCGACUCAUACCAUCAAGAUCGAUCGAUCGCAUACACUUGGCGAGCAACACCACAAUCAACGCGGUAAGCCGAGACCUAUUGUCGCGAAAUUCGAUUUUUUUCAAAACCGUGAAAUGAUAAGAAAAAACGCGAAGAAAUUGAGAGGAACCAAAAUUGGAAUCUCUGAACAAUUUCCUCAAGAGAUUGAAGAAACCAGAAGAAAACUAUAUCCAGAAAUGAGGAAAGCAAAAUUAGCUAAGAAGAGAGUACGCCUGGUGCACGACAGGCUAUUUAUCCAUGGUGUUCAAUUCAAGCAAAAUUAGUUUACCGUUGAACAUUUAAGGUUGUAUCGUAACUUUUUAUUACCUUAAACUUAAAAUAUGUGUAAUACACCAAAUAUCUGUUCUAACUAUCCUAAGUUAGUUGCAUCUCACAAAAUUGAAUCAAGCUUUAAGUGCGAAAGAUGUAAAAGUUGGAUUUAUGAUUGUGAUAAUUCGUGUCCUACGUGACAGGAAACGGAAAUCAAAAUAUGCAAAAAAUGCGUUAAUAUCUUAUUCUAUUGAUAAUCCUAAAUUUAGUUUUAUUUUUGGAAACUAUAAUCGAAUACCAAAUGACAAUGAUAUUGAAAGACUUUCAGAACUCAAAUUUAAUCCACUUGACGAAAAUAUAAGUGACGAAAAUAUAAGCACCAACCCUGAUGCAAUCAAUACAAAUAUUGAAUUUAGAUAACAUAAAUUGCGACUACUUUUUUCCGAUGUAUGCCCGAGCAUUGUUUACUCAAGACUUUUAAACUACCUAACUAAAUUCAAUAUUCUAUGUGAUAACCAGUUUGGUUUUCGGAAGAAUCACUCUACUUUUAUGGCUGUAUUAGAACUAAUUGAUAAUCUUUCUAACUCAGUGGAUAUAGAAAGGAGUUUUCAGUGGGUGUCUUCAUUGAUUUGAGCAAAGCAUUUGAUACGGUCAAUCAUAAAAUUCUUCUUGAGAAACUCCUUCAUUAUGGUAUUAUAGGGGUACACCAUUAAACUGGUUUUCUGACUACCUUUCUAACAGGAAACAAUUUGUCGAAUUCAAUGAUACUUUGUCGGAGCAAAAAACUAUUUCUUGUGGUGUCCCCCAGGGGUCAAUAUUGGGACCCCUGCUAUUCCUUAUUUAUAUAAAUGAUAUAUCGAACUGCUCUUCCUUAUUAGGUAGGUAGGUAGGUAAAACUUUAUUUUACUACGCUAACCCCUACAGCAAAAGCUGAUUUCCAAGGGGGGCGUAGUAUUAAAUUCAAAUUUACAUUACAAACAUAAUUAAAUAGGUUAUAGUAAAUAUUAAUAGAUUAAAUAGUCAAGGUAAAUAUGGAUUUGAAAACUCUAAUUAGUAUAGCCAGGUGUCAUACGUUUUUGUUGAAUAUAGCUAGUGAUUCUUUUCCUCUUAAUUCAUUUGGGAGACUAUUCCACAGUUUAGCCCCUCUAUAGCUAAGACUUUUUUUAAGAUAUUCAGUCUUAGGCUUGGGCAAAUUGAGUUUAGUGGAAGAGCCCCGCAAAUUAUAAUGCUGGGAGGAAGACGUCUUUUGAAAAAUAUCAGUAAGUCGUAAGGGCGCUAGAUCAUGAGUAAUUUUAUACAUCAGACUUGCCACAAACUGGGUUCUGCGUUCGCUCAGAGGCUUCCAGUUUAAUUCAUUUUGAGCAAGUUCAGAUUGACCAUGUUCAUUUUUACGACCCACGAUAGCUCUAGCAGCCCUAUUUUGUAAUUUCUGGAGAGGAUCAGAAAGUGUGGUACCAAUGGUGUCCCAAACUUCGCAACAGUAAUCAAGGUGAGGCCAAACAAGUGCAUUAUAGGCACAAAUUAAUGUAUUACGGUCUACACAUGAUUUUAACUGUCUGAUUGCAUGCCCCAAUUCCGGAUGAGACUUUUUUGGCAAUUUUAUCAAUAUGCUUUUCCCAUGACUGACUCUUCCACAGUCCCUCAUUCGUACGCGCGGUCGCGUCAUUUGAGCUUCAGAUUCUAUCGCAUUCCCAUUAAGCACCGCGCUCCCAUUGUUUUUCCACUGAUCUCUAUUCCCAACUGAAGCGACGAAAGACGAGGCAGUUCCCAUGAUAGAAAUUCAUCAAUAUAGACUCCAAGUGCCUUUGUUUCUCUUACCCUUUUAAUUGGUAUGUCACCAACAAAUACCUUUGGGGUAGCCAAUAUAUUAUUAAUAUUAUGCCGUGAUCCAAUUAGUAUGUACUCAGUUUUAACGAGAUUUAAAGAUAGUUUAUUUGCACAGAGCCACUGAUUAACGUUUAAAAGAUCGUGAUUGAUGGCAACUUCUACAUCAUGAAGAGAUUUACCAGAUACAGUUAACGUUAUAUCGUCGGCAAACAUUCUUGAUGACGAGCGUUCAAGACUUGUAGGCAGAUCGUUUAUAUAAAUUAGAAACAGGAGUGGCCCAAGAAUUGAACCUUGGGGGAUCCCACAAGUAACUAGAUUUUUUUAGACAAUACGCCGUUCACAGUACACAUUUGAAAUCUGUUCUCUAAGUAUGAUCCUAAAAGAUUUAGGGCAGGUUUUUGUAGACCAUAAAGGUCAAGUUUCUUAAUCAAUAUAUUAUGAUUUAUAGUAUCAAAUGCUUUCUGCAAGUCAAGAAAUACUGCAAUAUUGAAUUGACCACGGUCCAUAUUAAUGAACCAUUCGUUAGUAGUGUCCAAAAGGGCAGAAGCUGUAGAAUGGAACUGCCUAAAACCAAAUUGAUUUUGAGACAACAAAUUAUUAAGAACAAAAUAAUCAUAUAGUUGACCAUAUAGAACUUUUUAAUUUAAUUUAAUAAUUUCGUCACCUUUAUAUAGAUAUAUACAAAAAAUGUAUACUAGCAAACAAGCAACACUAACACAACAUUCUUACAAGAUAACACACUAAACAUGGACGUGACUGGAGAAAAGAACAGGACUUGCGUCCCAAUUGACACUUUACCCCUAUCAUUACUAGUAUAUGAUUAAACAAACAACUAUAUUAUAUAACAUUAAAUUUACUUAGAUGCAGCCAGGAGGACUAUAUGAUGGUAAUUUAGCAUUAUAGAACUCGCGUAGCCUGGCUCUAAAUAUAAUAUGGAUAUACUAGAGUUAAUUACUAGAGAUUUCAGUUCUGAUGAAAGACUGUACCACAGGUUGGCUGAUCUUAUAAAAAAAGAGUUCCUAUAAAGUAGUCCUGUUUGUGAUUAAUCAGGAAGUUGAAAUUGUUUUCGUCGUAAUUGCGUCGUGAUUUAUAGCCUGGUUCGAAGGUGCAUAAAUAGUUAUUGACAUCCAUAGAUAUUAGUCCGGUUUUUGAUUUGAAAACUAGCAACAGGUCGGAGAUCUCUCGGCGGAAUUCUAAUGGAAGGAGGUUUGUUUUAAUUAGCCUCUCUGUAUAGGACAUUUCGUUCGGGUAGUUCAGUAUAAACUUCGUCGCUCGCCGCUGAAUAUUUUCAAUUAAUGAUUUGUGUUUGAUGGUAUUGGCUUCCUGUCAAACUCCAUCUUUUCUACCGCGAUGCAGUCUUGACGUUCAAAUGCAUGAAUGGAACGGCCCUGAUUACUUGUAAAAGCAAUUUGUAAAGAGAUGCAGUAUAAGUGGACGCUGUACCAGAAAUUCCCAAUCCUUGAACAUCCCUUUUUAUAAAAGUGCCACUGGCCAAAGAUCAUUUUAUUACCGUGCUGUUUCACUCUGGAACGCUCUACCAGUGAACAUUAAGACAAGCACGUCUAUAAAUAUUUUUAAAAGUAAACUUCGAAGACAUCUUUUUCACUUUAUAGCCAUAGAUAUUCACAUAUUAUAUUGUAUUGUAAAUUAUCGUAUUUGGCCAGCCUCGUACCCAGGCGCAAAUAACGUACUAAAAAUAGCAACACUACAGUGUUUUUAUAUAGAUCAGUGGCUAUGAUGAGCGAGCGAGCGCGCGGGGGUGCUAGGUCAGGACACGACGGGCCCAAGCACCCCCGCGCGCUCGCUCAUCUUAGCCACUGAUCUAUAUAAAAACACUGUAGUGUUGCUAUUUUUAGUACGUUAUUUGCGCCUGGGUACGAGGCUGGUAUUUGGCUCUGAAAAGCCCCCCCCCCCCCUGGGGGAGAGCGAAAUUAGAGUAUUUUAUGGUAUAUGGCGACCAGACAUUACUGGCAUAUUCCAGCUGGGGCCUAACCAGGGUGCAAUACAGGAGUCUUCUUGUAGCGUAGUCACGCAUGUUCCUACAUAUCCUUUUAAUGAGGCCAAGGGUCUUAUUUGCUUUCGAUGCAGUGACCUCGAUAUGCCUAGACCAUGAUAGAUCACUGGAUACGGUGACACCGAGAUCCCUGAUGUGCAUAACUUUCUCGAUCGGAUGACCAUUGAGAUUGUACAGCGCUUUGUUUUCCAAUUUCUUCUUCCUCGAGAUGUGCAUUGCCUUGCAAAAACUUUACUUACUAUAGGCAGAAUGGAAAUUUGGCGAUAGUUAUUCAGCAUGUUUCGAGGGCCAUUUUUGUGUAAAGGGAUAACUCUCGCUAGUUUCCACUCUGAAGGAACAGUUUCACUAUAGAUUGCCGUAUUAAAAAUUCUUGUCAGUGAAUUUGCAAUUAUUGGCGCAGCAAUACGAAUAAUUUUAGCGGGAAUUUUAUCAAUUCCAGUAGAUUUACAAGGAUUUAAAGAGGCGAGAAGUUUGUAUACUUUGGUUUCAGACACUGUUUGAAACUUGAAACUACUUGUUGCUUUUGUUAUGUAAUCCGUGAAAUUUCUGUCAGUGUUACCAAUGGUUGUGGCAAUUUUUGGACCAAUGUCAGUAAAAAAGAUUUAAAGCGCUGCUCCGAGACAGACAAACGUAGAUUGUUAAAGUUUUUAAUGUUUUAUUAUAAGGGUGGGUGGGAGGACUGAGUGAAGGAAGGGGGGGGGGGAUUAUUCGUGUGUUAUAUUUAUAUAUAUAUAUAUUCGUAUAUUUUCAUUAUUUUCUUCCCUAAUUAUUAAUCAACGGCCCCUUGAAAAUCAGCUACAAGGAACUGUAGAUAAACUUGCUGAAGGGCUACCGUUGUAUAUGUGUGUAAAUAAGAUUAAAUAAUAAUAAUAAUAAUAAUAAUAAUAAUAAAGUAAUUAUUAAAGCGCUCCGCUAAUUCAUUUGGACAAAAAAUUUGACCAUUCUGAGUAUGGAUACAAUUUAUUUCGCGACAUUCUUGUUUCCGGUUAAGGAUUUUAUUAACGGUUUUCCAAGCUUUUUUAGGGUCAUGUUUGACACUUUCAAAUUGUGCUUUAUAAUAUGCUGUUUUUGCUUCUCGCAGUGUACUAGUUAUAUGUUAUUAUAUGUUAUUAUGUUAAGAUAAUAUUAUUUGCUGAUGAUACUAGUAUUUUUUAUUCAGGCAAAGAUCUUGACUAACUACUACAAUCGGUUAACUUACAGCUUGUAAAAUUGUCCAUGUGGUUUAAAACAAAUAAGUUAUCAUUAAAUCUCAAAAAAACAAAAAGUAUGAUUUUCUGCUCGAGGACCAAACGUUAUACAAAAAAUAUUGAUAUUUUGAUUGAUAAUCAAAUUAUAGAACAAGUUAGUUCUUUAACAUUUCUUGGCGUUCAUAUUCAUAAAAAUCUAGAUCGGAAACCUCAUAUUAAUACAAUUUCUCUAAAAAUUUCUAAGUCCAUUGGAGCCAUAAACAAAAUAAAAUCACUAGUUUCGGCCACUGCUCGGCGAACUCUAUAUACUGUUCUUUGGUUCUACCAUAUAUUCAAUAUUGCAACAUAAUCUGGGCAAACACUUACAGUAUCAAUCUUGAAAAACGCGCCAUCCGAAUAAUUGCUAAUGUACGAUAUAGGGAUCAUACUAAGCCAUUAUUUCUUAAGCUAAAACUAUUAACAGUGUAUGAUAUUAAUAAGUUACAAACUGGAUCUCUCAUGUAUAGAUGUAUAUUUACUCCAUCCACUCUUCCCACUGUUUUCCGAACUUACUUUACUUUUAACAAUGAAAUUCACAAUCAUAACUCAAGAAUUGCCAGUAAAAUUUAUGUCACUCAAGCCAAGACCAAAACUAGACAAAUGACUUUAAGAAAAAGUGGGAUUACUCUUUGGAAUUCACUUGAUGAUUCCAUCACCCAUGCUACAUCACUCCAAUCUUUCCAGAAAAAGUUUAAAUAUUCCAUGUUUAAUGAAAUGAUUGAAUAAUCAUGAGUUAUAUGUACUAUUUAAAGCACGCGUAGGAGUGUUUUAUCACAUAUAAAACACGACGCGUAGCGGAGUGUUUUAUAUGUGAUAAAACACGACUGCAAGUGCUUUAAAUGGCUUAAAAAACGACUCAUCUUAUACGAGUUCAUUGGCGAAGUAAUUUUUAAAAUAAACCUUGUAUAAACCGAGAAAAUCAAAGCUAAAGUUUAUGUAAAUUAACAUGAUUUUUUAUCACAUAUAAAACCACGACACGUUUAUGAUUUUUCUUCGUGUUUUGCUCCUGAAUUAUUAAUGAGUUUUUUAAGCUUUAUUAAAAGAAUAUAAUAUCAUUAUAUUGUUUUCUUUUCUCUCACACAAACAACAAAUUAAUAGCUACUUAAUAUUUCUAUACUCUGCUGGAUAAGGUGAUUGGUAAUUACCAAACUCUCUCGAGUUUCAAUGCCAAUCUCCUGCCAAAUCUUUAUAAUAUUGUAAUUGUGUGUUUAAUAUAGGCUAACACUUGUAAAUAUUUUAAAAGUAUGGUAAAUAUAUUUUUUGAUUUUGAUUUGAUUUGAGCGCCACGCGCAAGGGUAAAAAUAUCAACACGCAUUUUUGGGCUUCCUAUGUAUGGGCACAUCAACCACGUCGUUCCAAACGUAGUGAAGUGAUUCCAAUAAGGAGUGCAUAAUAUUAACACAUAAUUUAUUAAAACUGUGUGUUAAUAUUAUGCACUCUUUAUUCGGAAUAACUUUUGUCUUCUUUAAGGCCUAGCCUUGAAACAUUCGCGCAAUGCAACCUUAAAUAAAACAACUUGAACUUUACCUUACAGUCGAGAAGCCACCGGUUUCCAAACACUUAGUGAUGCUGGAUAAGGCACGUUUGGCCAUGACUGAAGUGGUCCAAGAUAUUUUAAGCAGCAGCAUACGGACUCCGAACAGUACUCUAAAAAACAUAAAUUUAAACCAGGUCAAUCAAGUUAUACAUCAGAUCGAACGUUUCAUGGAACAAGCUGAUUUAUCCAGGUACAGAAAGAGAAUUGAAUAAAAUAUGUUAGUUAUAGUUGUGCUCCUUCACCCAUUUGCACAACUAACCCACCCUUUGUAUAUUACGCCUACUUACCUACCUACCCACCUGACAACCCACCCGCCUACUACGUACCUAACCACCUGACUACCCACCCCCUACUACGUACCUACCCACCUACCUACAUACCGACGUACCUACCCACUUACCUACAUACCUACUUAAUUACCUACCUAUCCAUGCACCCACCCACCAAUCUCGUACCCAGAGCAAUGCCUGUGCACGGGCUAGGAUGGCACUGGCUCUGGGGAAAUUGAAAACCGGAAGCACUAAAUUUAGGGGUUCCGGUUCUUUGUCGGCAUGCACGAUUGAUAAACGUUAACCAAUCAGAGCACAAGAAAAAUUCAAUUUCCCCAGAGCCAAUGCCAUCCUAGCCCGCGCACAGGCAUUGCUCUGGGUACGAGAUUGCCCACCCACCAACCAAAUUACCUGCACACCCACCUAUAUACCCAUCCACCUACCUACCCACCCAACCACCUACCGAACCUAACUAUACACCCACCCACCAACCUAUCAUCUACCCACGUACAGUACCUACCAAUCCACCCACGUACCUGCUCUACCUACCCACCUACCAAUAAACCUUUCUUAUUUCUAUUUAUACUAUAUAUAGUAUUAAUUUCACUUUUAGAAAGAAAUAUAAACUGCCAGAGCUGAAAAGCGAUAUCAAAGAAGCUGUAGAACUGGGGAACAUGAAAUUGGCACGGCGUACGCUCGCCAUAGCACUUAAUACGAUAGAGAAAAGCAGCUCAGGAAUGGCUGGACGUCGGAAAAGAUCAAUCAAGGAUGACAUAAAAAAUUUUCUUUGGGACCUUGGCAAAAAAACGCUUUCCAAAAUGUUUGCGUUGCCAGGUGUUGCGAUCGAUAUGAUGGGCCGCAUGUACGAAGAAAUAUCCAAACACUUAGUGACAAUGGAUAAGGCACGUUUGGCCAUGAUUGAAGUGGUCCAAGAUAUUAUAAGCAGCACAAUACGGAAUUCGAAAAGUAUUCUGAAAAACAUAAAUUUAAACCAGGUCAAUCAAGUUAUACAUCAGAUCGAACGUUUCAUGGAACAAGCUGACCUAUCCAGGUACAUUGAAUAAAAUAUGCAUGGGAGCUAAAAUUAUAGUUGUGCCCGGGGCCUUCACCUAUAUACACAACCUACCCACCCUUUGUGUAUAUCAUCCACCUGCCUACUGACCUACCCAGUUACCUAUCUAUCCCUACCUAACUAUCCACCCGCCCACCUACCUACCCACCCAACCAACUACCCACACAUUCACCUACCCACCUAGAUAUUGAACUAAUUUCACUUUUAGAAAGAAAUAUAAACUGCCAGAGCUGAAAAGCGAUAUCAAAGACGCUGUAAAACUGGGGAACAUAAAAUUUGCACGGCGUACACUCGCCAUAGCACUGAAUACGAUAGAGAAAAACAAUUCAAAACCAGCUGGACGUCGGAGAAGAUCGAUCAAGCAGGAUGUAAAAACGUUUCUUGAAAACAUAAGGAAAUACCUUGGUGAAACAAUGUAUUCCAAACUUUUUGCGCUGGACGGAGGAAAAACGUUAAUAUUUGCGAUCGAUAUUACGGGCAGCAUGAAUGAUGUAAUAGAGGCGGCCAAAGCAAUUGCAACUGAGAUCAGCACGUCUAAACGCCGUGCACCACCAAGCAGUUAUAUUCUGUCCUGGUUUAGCGACCCCCAGGGUAAGAAAUUAAUAUUUAAGUGCAUCAAAAAAUAUAGAGAUAUCAUUUUCAUCACUUUUUCUCAGGCGACCAGGCGAAAAAUGAUCAACUGCGCGUGCUCAGCAAGAUUAAAGUGAGUCGUGCUCAGGUCGUCAUCCAAUCAGAUGCGUACAUAUAGUAACUUGCCGAGCAUGCGCACAAAAAAGGGGGUACACUAGUUACGUCUCUGUAUGUCCCUACUCUGUGUUAUCACAGAAUAAAUAAGACAUACAGAGACGUAACUGACCGUUGUAAACACUGCGGGAGAUUACGUUAUCAUGUACCCACUUUUUUUCAGGCGACCGGGCGAAAAAUGAUCAACUGCGCGUGCUCAGCAAGUUUGGAGUGAGUCGUCAUCAGGUCGUCAUCCAAUCAGAUGCAUGCAUCUAGUAACUUGCCGAGCAUGCGCACAAAAAAGUGGUACGUCUCUGUAUGUCUCUACUCUGUGGUGUUAUAGUACAAUCUAUCAUCUGUGUUUAUAUACAAAAGUGUCGUGAUCUGUUGGCUCGCGUCAUUUGAAAUUUAAUUAAACGGCACAUCAACUACGUCGUUCCAAACGCGCGCAUCCAAGACAAGAGAAAUUAAUUUUGCACAUUAAAGAGAGCACGCCACGUACUAUCUAGUGGCUUUCCUUCCUGAUCUACGGGGUGUAUAAAAAAAAAACUGAACAGACUUGAAAUUGCUCUCAAUUUCGCAAAACACCUAUUUGUAUCCGGUUUUUUAUGUAUAUAGCUUCUUUUCAUUCUUUGGGUACUUAUAAUGUAGAAUAAUGAAAAAAAAUUCUCAAACUCAAAUUUGGUGAACCAGGGGGGGUGUCUUUUCCAACAAACUAAAAAUGGCUCGCGCACAAAAUUUAAAAGUUUUAAUCAUAUUUUGAGUUAAUAGAUGGAAACUUUGUUUGGUUUUUAAUUACUGUACAAAAUUUCAGACAAUUUGGUUUAGUUUAAGCCGUUUAACUAUUCAUUUUAUUCUAAAAAAUCAGCCUUUCGCAUGCUUAAUUAAUGCCUUUACCUAAUUUGCAUAUUACUAACAUAUGCAAAUUAGGCAAAGGCAUUAAUUAAGCAUGCAAAUAGCUGAUUCAGUUUAGGAAAAAAUGUAAGUUUGCGUGAAUAGUUAAACGGCUUAAACUGAACCAAAUUGUCUGAAAUUUUGUACAGUAAUUAAAAACCCGACAAAUUGUCCAUCUAUUGACUCAAAAUAUGAUUACAACUUUUAAAUUUUGUGCGCAAGUCAUUAGUCAGUUUGUUGGAAAAGACACACCCCCCUGGUUCACAAUAUUUGAGUUCAAGAAAUUUUUUUCAUUAUUCUACAUUCUAAGUACCCAAAGAAGCUAUAUCUAUAAAAAACCGGAUACAAAUAGGUGUUUUGCGAAAUUGAGAGCAAUUUCAAAUCUGUUCAGUUUUUUUUUAUACACCCUGUAUAUAGUAUUGUGCUUCUCAAUUUCAAUUGACUCUCUCAUUUUGCGAGAGAACUUAUGACUAUCAAUCGCCAAAAUGGUUGCUUCGUCCCAUUUUAUACGAUGGUCGUAAGUCCAUGUAUGUUUAGCCACAGCAGAUUUAUCUUGCUCGGCUUUCUCGCAAUUCGUCUUGUGUUCCUUAAGACGUACUGAGAGAUUUCGACCAGUUUUACCAAUGUAAACAAAACCACAUUCACAAGGAAUGCGGUACACACUAGUUUUCUGAUAUUCAUUAACGUUGUCUUUAUGUGUGCAAAGACCUCGAAACAAUUUGUUUUCGGUAGAAUCAUAGGCUGCCCAAAAGUGCGUGUUGAAAUUUUUACCCUCGCGCGUGGCGCUCGGGCAUGCAUCGAGUCUACUCAGUUUAUUAUUAUGACAUAAUAAUAUUUAUUCAACACGCACUUUUGGGCAGCCUAUGGUAGAAUGGUAUACCUUUAUACCUGCUUCAUUCUUCAAAAUUCUUUCAAUUUUGUGUGAAACCGGACCAAUGUAUGGUAGACAAACAGACGACUGAUAUUCAAUUUUCUGCUGUAUACUUUGUGGUGUUUUCAUAGCAUUAUCUAUGCUGUGAAAACAUCACAAAGUAUAUGUUUACUGAUCGAAAGCUUUGCAGUAAUAAAUUUACGUGGUGUUUCCACAAACAAAAACUGUUAUAUAUUUAAUCGCCAUGCAAUCAUACAAAGAAACAAAAGUUAUUCCAAAUAAGGAGUGCAUAAUAUUAACACACAAUUUAUUAAAACUGUCACUAAAACCAUCACUAUAACCAUCACCGUCACUAUCACCAUAACCAUGGUCUUUGUCACAAUCACCAUCACCAUCACAACCAUCGCCAUUAAUAAAAAGUUUCAUUUUAGACCUGGGAGGCGCCAUAAAAAAAAAGAAAGAUCAAGUGGGUGAAUUUGUUAACAAAAUAGGAAAUCUCGUAGCAAGGGGUGGAGGGGAUUGUCCAGAAUAUGCAUUGGAAGGUAUGUUCCAAGCUAUCCAAGCAAAUCCCGAAUAUGGAUCCCCGUUGUUUGUUUUCACCGACGCACCGUCAAAAAAAGACACAGUGGAAAAUGUGGAAAUGCUCCUUUGUCUUGCUGAAGAAUACGGAAUAACCAUCAACUUUUUCACGCAAGAAGAAUGCCAAAAUCCUCCUGGCAGCACAUUCGAAUCUUACAAAAAGUUAGCAUCCAAGAGUGGAGGAAGUUAUCUGCCGAUCGAAGACACUGAACUGAAACGUUUGGCAAACUUUACGGACGCAGAAUUAGGUAGGGGCUCGUCGUUGGUAAUGUAGCACAGGUGCAAUGGAUCUAAUUAACCUUAUAACUAUGAUUUUGAUCUAGACAAGUCUAGAUCAAAAUUUCAUCACAGCUUGAAAGAGCAUCACAAAAUUAGUAAUAUUCCGAAGUUUCGUUGCGAAAUGUUGUAUAAUGCGGAUAAUAUAGCCUUGCGAAGUUUGCAAUUUUCAGUCAUUUUAGAUUACAAACGGGAAAUUGAUACCCAACACCCGAUUGGGCUGUCAAUUUCCGCACGAUUUUCUUAGUAGUAUUAAAAUAUCCAAAAUAAAUAUAAAAGUUCACCCUUUUUUGAAUUUAGGUACUCCGGCAACAGUAAAAUGUGGUGGUACAAUUUCGAAGAAAAGAAAGAAGCGCAGUACCGUGGACGAAAUUUUAAUUCCACUCGACGAUACCAUUUCUCAGUUAGUUAUUUCUGCAACAACCGAGAAAAAUGCAAAUGGCAUCAGCCUACAUACUCCUUCUGGAGUGGCAUGGACCGAGGGAAUGAAUCGUUUUCCUAAUGUUGCUAUUUAUAUUGUUGACUCGCCUAUGGUUGGUAACUGGAAAUUCCGGGUCCCCGUAGACGCGGGGAAAUACCAAUACACAGUCAAAGUUUCGAGCACUGAGAAUAUUAACUUUAAUCAUGGUUACAUGAAAAACGUGAACAAGAAGAUAUUGGAAUUAAAAUCUCCCAUAGCUGGUAGGUGACCGUUCCAUUAAAGUUCGUCUACGUUUGAAACGUCCUAGCAAAAGUCCGUGAUUCGCUCCCAGGGAACAAACGCAAAAAUCUCACCUCUUCUUAUAAGAGUCGAUUACAGCUUUUGCUACUCGCGCGGUGAUAAUCUAUAGUCAUGUAAUAAUCUGCAGGCGCAAUAUUAAGUUGUCAAAACAAAUUUGUAAUAUAGAUAAAUAUAUUUAACAAGUAGAUAAGAUUUUGCCGUUGUCUGUGCAGCUAUAGAUACACAGUAUCCGUAGCGACUAUACAUAUUUUAUACUUACGAUAUAGGUGAACCAGCCCAAGUCUAUCUUACAAUAUCUGGAGAGAAGCAAAUUCAAAAUAAUUCAAUCCGUAUGGACAUCGUCGAUAUUUAUGGCAAAGUCCUUAUCCCUGAUAUAAAACCGGUACGACUGAACGGCAAAAGUGGCUUACGCUACACUUUAAUAUUCGACCCACCAAGUGAUCAAUUUAAAAUAUUGAUUAAAGGAAGAACAAGUAAGAACAAGGUAUUCCAGCGAAUCUCACAGCGGGCCAGUCAGGUGAAACCGUUGGUUCUGAAAGAAUUUUAUAAUUCGGGAAGAUAUGCAAUCAAACAAGGCGGUAGCGCAUUCAUCAUGUUGUAUUUGUUUAACGGCAUGGGUACAGAUCAAGUGUUUAGGACUUCAUUCAAGGAUAAUCUUGGGUACAAGGUGAGAAAAAAAGGCGAUAUUUUACAGAGUCGAACCACUCACAGUGUGAGCUCAUGAGAAGUUUAUAACACUUCUAAAAUAAUUAUAGCUAUUGCCAUAUUAUAUUCUAAGAUGAACGUUUGUAACCACACGAUUUUCGUAGAUCAGAAAAUGAGGAUUAUAUCCCUAUUCCGUAGUGUAGUUUAUGAAAGCUAAUUUGAUGAAGACAGAAAUGUACGUAUCGACUAACGAUACGUACAUUUCUGUCUUCCUUCAUCAAAUUAGCUUUCAUAAACUACACUACGGAAUAGGGAUAUAAUCCUCAUUUUCUGAUCUACGAAAAUCGUCGUUAGAGGGGGGAAGGGGUGGAACACUCCCACUUGUAAGUUAUACACCUGAUUUUCAAAAUUGUCUGGGGGAGCAUGGAUCCCGUGAAAGUGUCCCCUAGUAGUGCCCUAGCUUUUUUUGGCAUCUGUAUUUACAGGAUCAACCCUUGAUGCAUGUUAUCUAAAUUAGUUUUAUGUUAUAUUUUAAGAUUCUCAGUGAAAUAUUUUUCCUGUAAAAUAUAGCAGGACAUCCAGUUUGACAAUUGUUAGUGUCACACAUACAGUUACAGUGUACGAGUGUCCAUUUACUUGAUUAUUUCCAGAAAAUGUUCAAUGUUCUCUUGCGGUCCCAGAAAGUCAAAUAUUUUCCCACCCCUGCUGAGUCAGGUCUAACAUAUGUAUAAAGUUUCCACUUGAAAUUUCCAUCUACAAAAACCCUUCAACAUCAAAUGAAAUGUGGCUUACAUGUCUCUAGGUGUCUCUUCUUGGGCGAAAACGAACAACAGUGAGGGCAAAAAGCAAGACGUUCUUACGCGUUGCUGUUCGAUAUGGUGGAGGAAAACGGGGCAGAGUUGGUCAAAACGAAAAUGUCAUUAUACUGGUGCAAGGCAGUCAUGGUGCCAGCGCAACUGAAGUUGUUUCAUUCAUGAUAAAGAAAUAAGAUGCAGGAUGUUGUUGAAAGGAAUUGAAGAAAUCUAUUGGGGUAGACAUCUAAAUGUGUAAAGAAAUAUUCCAAACUAUUUAGUAAAAAGGUGAAACAAUACGAUUAUUGAUCUAGUUUUAAUAAUGACAUUUGAAAUAAAACGGACGGCGAUGAAAAAUUUUUAAAAAUUUUAUAGAUGUAAUUUGAAAUCAAAUUUACUAGAGGUAUAUCAUGUAACGAUUUUGGUUAAAGCAUAAGCUAUAGUUUGAAUAAUAAUGAUUACAGAAAAAUAUGAGAAUUUCAAAUAAAAUGACUGGUUGUUAGGGGCGUGGCGAAAGAAUCACGAUUCCAGGGGGGUAAGGUCGCUGCCAUAUGACAAUGACCAACUUUUUGUUGGGUUUUUUCUGCGGUUUUGAAUCUGCAUUUCUGCAAGGCAAUGGUUGUUGGGUACGCGUUUUCCAGUAAUAUUUUUUGACCAACAGCAAAUAAUUUUUGAAAUUAUUGUGUAAGGGGAGGGUAUCUUAUUACCCCUGGUUGUCGUGCUAAAAGUAGCAGAGGAAAUCGAUGAAUGCUUGUAGUCAUCCUACUAACAUUUUGUUAUUUUUGUAUGUGGAAAUGUUUUGUAAAUUUUGAAAAUGUUUUGAC